AUGAAUAAAAUACGGAUGAGGUUCAGCAGAUCGCCGCCAUCUAGGCCACCAGGCGAAGGAUAUGUGGAGUUUGGGGAAUUUAGGACGGAGAUGACUGGUGUUAAGAAAGUGGGCACUUUCGCUGGUGUCUUCUGCCCAGUAGUCCUAUCUAUGUUUAGUGCGUUAAUCUUCAUUAGAAUGGGUUACCUGGUGGGGAAUGCCGGACUGUUAGUGACAUUAGGACAAUUUGGGUUAGCGUACCUUCUUGUUUUCUUCACUGUAACUUCAAUUUGUGCAAUAUCAACAAAUGGUGCCGUUAAAGGCGGAGGAGUUUAUUUUAUGAUAAGUAGAACAUUAGGUCCAGAGUUCGGUGGCGCGAUCGGGACUCUAUUUUUCUUGGCCAAUGUGGUGUCCAGCGCACUAUGCAUAUCUGCUUGUACUGAAGCCUUGGUGGAGAAUUUUGGACCUAACGGGUACCUGGUGGGGUCGAGCCCAGGUCUGCCGGAUGGCUGGUGGUUCCGCUUCCUGUACCGCUCGCUGCUGAACGGGCUGGGGCUCGGUGUAUCGCUGGCGGGCGCUUCGCUGUUCGCGCGCACCAGCCUCGCCAUCUGGCUCACCAUGCUGGUCUGCCUCGCCAGCGCCUUCCUCAGCUUCUUCCUCACCAGCCCGGCGCAGAUCGAGAAGCCGGACACGAAUCAGCUGGUGAACGUGACUCACUUCAACUACACCGGGCUGAGUUCGGAGACGCUGUAUUCAAACCUGUACUCGCAGUACGGACGCGACUACACCACCACCGACGGCGAGUGGGUCGACUUCGCUUCGGUUUUCGGUGUUCUGUUCACUGGAGUGACCGGCGUCAUGGCCGGCGCUAAUAUGAGUGGAGAGUUGAAAAACCCGUCACGCAGCAUCCCUGUGGGCACUCUAACGGCGUUACUGUUCACGGCACUGUCGUACGCGGCGCUGAGCAUCCUCACAGCGGCGACGUGUUCACGGGAGCUGCUACAGAACAAUUACGUUUAUCUGCUGCCCAUCAAUAUCUGGCCACCGUUUAUUGCUGUUGGUAUGUUGAUGGCCACAUUCUCCGCGGGGCUGUCCAAUCUGAUUGGUGCGUCUAGGGUGCUAGAAGCUUUGGCUAAAGAUAAUAUAUAUGGGUUUCUUCUCAGACCAAUGGCCUCGCACAACGACAACCCGGUUAUGGCUGUAUUAGCUUCCUGGAUCUUAGUUCAGAUUGGCAUUAUGGCCGGAUCUCUAAAUACGAUUGCUCAGGUGAACUCUGUGCUUUUCAUGACAAGUUACUUCGCUAUUAACUUGGCUUGCUUGGGCCUCGAUCUCGCUUCAGCUCCUAAUUUCAGGCCGACGUUCAAGCAGUUCUCGUGGGCGACGGCGGGCGCGGGGCUGGUGGGGUGCGCGGCGCUGGUGUUCGCGCUGCGACCCGCGUACGCGAGCGGCGCCGCGCUGGCUUGCUGCGCGCUGGUAGUGGCGCUGCACGUGCUGUCGCCCGCCGCCGCCGACCCCACCUGGGGCAGCCUGGGCCAGGCGCUCAUCUUCCACCAGGUGCGCAAGUACCUGCUGUUGCUAGACCCGCGGCGCGAGCACGUGAAGUUCUGGCGGCCGCAGAUGCUGCUGCUGCUGGCCUCGCCGCGCCAGGCCGCGCCGCUCAUCGACUUCGUCAACGAUCAGAAGAAGGGAGGUUUAUUCGUCAUCGGGCACGUGAGGGUCGGUCAGCUAGACGGCAGCGGAGAUCCACUUGCCGCCGAGCAGAAGUACUGGCUCAAGUUGAUCGAUCACCUCAAGGUAAAAGCUUUCGUUGAGCUCUGCCUGGCGGAGUCAGUUCGUAGUGGAGCUGCCCAGUUGACAAGAUUAUCCGGUUUGGGCGCGAUGAAGCCUGAUACUGUGUUGCUUGGCUUCAGAGAUGAUCAGCCGCCCAAGGAUUUCUUUAGAGACCCCCAAUCGCCGUACAAAACGAAUGAUUUCGACCUGGAGACUGGCGAGCAGAUAUUCCCCACACGGCGCACGGCGAACACGCGUCCGUCGGCCGCGGAGUACGUGCGCAUCGUGUCCGACGUGCUGUGCGUCAACAAGAACGUGUGCCUGUGCCGGCACUUCCACAAGCUCGACAUGGCUGCUGUCGAACGGAAGUCGAGCGCGUUGCGGUACAUCGACGUGUGGCUGGUGGAUCCGCUGCGUGCGUCGUGCGAGGACGCGUUCACGGUGCGCGCGCUGUUCGCGCUGCAGCUGGCCGCCGUCGUGCGCUCGGCGCGCGGCUGGCAGCACCUGCGCCUGCGCGCGCACUUCGUCACAGCCGCCGCGCACGGUCAGUAUACAUUCACGUUCACGGUGCGCGGGCUGUUCGCGCUGCAGUUGGCAGCCGUCGUGCGCUCGGCGCGCGGCUGGCAGCACCUGCGCCUGCGCGCGCACUUCGUCACAGCCGCCGCGCACGGUCAGUAUACGUUCACGUUCACGGUGCGCGCGCUGUUCGCCCUGCAGCUGGCCGCCGUCGUGCGCUCGGCGCGCGGCUGGCAGCACCUGCGCCUGCGCGCGCACUUCGUCACAGCCGCCGCGCACGGUCAGUAUACGUUCACGUUCACGGUGCGCGGGCUGUUCGCGCUGCAGCUGGCCGCCGUCGUGCGCCCGGCGCGCGGCUGGCAGCACCUGCGCCUGCGCGCGCACUUCGUCACAGCCACCGCGCACGGUCAGUAUACGUUCACGUUCACGGUGCGCGCGCUGUUCGCCCUGCAGCUGGACACCGUCGUGCGUUCGGCGCGACUGGCAGCACCUGCGCCUGCGCGCGAACUUCGUCACAGCCACCGCGCACGGUCAGUAUACGUUCACGUUCACGGUGCGCGGGCUGUUCGCCCUGCAGCUGGCCGCCGUCGUGCGCUCGGCGCGCGGCUGGCAGCACCUGCGCCUGCGCGCGCACUUCGUCACAGCCGCCGCGCACGGUCAGUAUACGUUCACGUUCACGGUGCGCGCGCUGUUCGCCCUGCAGCUGGCCACCGUCGUGCGUUCGGCGCGACUGGCAGCACCUGCGCCUGCGCGCGAACUUCGUCACAGCCGCUGCGCACGGUCAGUAUACGUUCACGUUCACGGUGCGCGGGCUCUGUGGUACUUGUAGAGGGCGGGCGGUCGUAUUCCGCGGAGGCUGCGCUGGAGUCGCGCGCGGCCGAGCUUGCACCGGGCCGGCCCGUGGACGAGCGCCUGCGCCAGCUGCUCAAGCUGCUGCGGAUCGAAGCCACGGUGCACUGCGUGACGGAAUGGCCGGCGUUAGAAGAUUACGGUCGGUGGGCAGACUCCGACGACAAUAGCAUAUUCCACAGGAUACCUUUGAGUUAUUUACAUAAGGUGAAUAGUUUGAUGCGAGAGAGAUGCGAAGAGGGCACGGCCGUAACUUUCGUACAGCUUCCGCAACCGCCGCGUUUGCCCGCCAACGCGUCAAAUGACGACGAAGCCAUCAGCCAACAGUAUUUAAAGGUAUUAGAUGAACUGACGAAGGAUCUUUCGCCGACGAUACUUGUAAGAGGACUAAAAUCCGUCACAUCGACAGCUUUGUAA
Molecule: messenger RNA, 3531 nt
Organism: Parnassius apollo (apollo)
Lineage: Eukaryota; Metazoa; Arthropoda; Insecta; Lepidoptera; Papilionidae
Source: the annotation of a GenBank genome assembly